Molecule: messenger RNA, 1109 nt
Organism: Pararge aegeria (speckled wood butterfly)
Lineage: Eukaryota; Metazoa; Arthropoda; Insecta; Lepidoptera; Nymphalidae
Product: acyl-CoA Delta(11) desaturase-like
Exons: 7
Coding region: 33-1109 (358 amino acids)
Biological process (GO): unsaturated fatty acid biosynthetic process
Cellular component (GO): endoplasmic reticulum membrane
Molecular function (GO): iron ion binding; stearoyl-CoA 9-desaturase activity
Source: RefSeq, a predicted model, not a curated record
AGACGAGCGCCCUUUAGUGGGCGAUAAAGAAAAUGCCUCCACUAGUAGAUCCUACGCCAAGUGGAGUGCUCUUCGAAACUGAUACUCAAACUGCAGACUUGGGACUAGCAAAAGAUGUGUCAGUGCUAAAGAACGCAACGCCGAGGAAAUACGAAUACGUCUGGUUCAACAUCUUCUGGUUCCUUUUACUCCAUAUAGGCUCUCUGUAUGGCGUCUACUUGGCUUUAACGUCGGCAAAAUGGCAGACCAAUGUGUUUGCCUUCGCUGUUCAUCUGAUGUGUGCAAUCGGAAUAGGAGCCGGCUCGCAUAGACUAUGGACACAUCGAAGUUAUAAAGCAAAAACACCUCUUCGAACACUUCUGAUGCUGUGGCAAACUAUGGGCUUCCAGGAUUGUAUUUUCGAGUGGGCUCGUGACCAUAGAACCCACCAUAAAUACGCGGACACGGAUGCCGACCCCCAUAAUGCUGAGCGGGGAUUGUUCUACUCGCAUAUGGGCUGGCUUUGCGUCAAGAAGUUGCCAGAAGUCAUUGAAGGCGGAAAACGUAUCGAUCUCAGCGACCUUUAUGAAGAUCCAGUCGUGAUGUUCCAGAAAAAGCAUUACAUGAAGAUGAUGCCAAUCCUGUGCUUCUUGUUACCGACGGUUAUCCCGGUCUAUUAUUGGAAUGAAACGUGGCUCAAUGCAUUCUUGAUACCCACUAUUCUACGAUAUACGAUUGGCAUCAAUGUGGUGUGGAGCGUUAACAGCUUUGCUCACGUCUUCGGAUACAGACCGUAUGACAAGUCACUGAACCCCCGGGAGAAUAUCGCAGUGUGGAUGAUUUGCGUGGAAGGCUUUCACAACUACCACCACACGUUCCCGUGGGACUACCGCGCUACUGAACACCCCGUUCUUAACAUGCUUACGCCUACUAUCAUGUUUAUAGACGCAAUGGCUAAGAUUGGGCAGGCUUAUGACUUGAAGAUGGUCACGCCUGAUAUCAUAAAACAAAGGUCACAGCGUACUGGCGACGGUACUCAUCACCUUUGGGGAUGGGACGACCCUGAGUUUACUGAAAAAUUAAAAAGCCGAAUGAGCACUGUCGAUCAUCCCGAACGUAAAGCUGCUUAA